AUGUAUAAUCAUCAGUCACUCGACUCGUGCAGAGAUCGUUGUUUUAGAAAUCUAGAUCUCGAAGAACGUUCCAUAACUAUGAAGUCUCACGAGAUUUGGGAGCGGAGCAUCGCCUUCAUCGAGCAUGAAUUGCUUCCGGAAAUGGUGCACGAUCGGUACUUCUGCGAGCCAAAUUCCAGGGAAUUCGUCGAGUUCGACUCGGCCACGAUUCGUCUCGAUGAGCUGAGCCGAAGCAGCGAGAUUUAUCGCGUCACGGUUGUGGUCAAGUUCUCCGGCGAGCCACGUAGCUUCCCACUAGUUUUGAAAUUGCUUCCAGAGGAGGGGGCAGAGCACACGGGCCGAACGGCGUUCGAUGCGUUCCAGAACGAGGAAAUGUUCUACUCGAAGAUGGCCCCUAAAUACGGGCCUGAUUUGGUUCCAAAGUGUUAUCUGUCCGAUCUGGGUCGUUAUGGAAGGACAGUGAUCGUGUUGGAGGAUCUGGAGAAGGAUGAUUACAAGCAGGUUGACGGUGAACUGGACGAGAAUCAUUUGAAAUUAUGCGUGCAAGUUUUGGCCAAGUUUCACGCGAGAGGGUUGAGGCUGAAGGAGACCGAGCCAGGGAUCUUCAGGGAGUUCGAGGCGAAACUUCUUGAAAUUUCCCUCACCGAGGAGGCUAUGCUCCAUUAUGAGAAGAGAUCGACUAGAAUGUUGAACAUCCUUGAAUCCUUAUCGAACUCAGCCUUUGCCGAGAAGAUGAAACGGAGAUUAAACAAGAAUCCAAUGGAAAUCGUGAAAGGUAUCGUGACGGAGGUGAACGACGUUUCCACAAUAUGUCACGGCCAUUUUUCACACGAUAAUCUGCUGUUCAAAUAUCAGAACGGGAAACCGAUCGGCGCGAAGGUGAUCGACUGGCAAACAAUGAGAUAUUGUUCGCCGGCUGUCGAUCUUGGGCCCAUUCUACUGUAUAACGUGACGCAUGAGGAUGGCUCGUCGAAGGUGCAGGAAAUUUUGACGUUGUACAUCGACACCGUCAGAUCUGAAUAUCCAGAAGUAGACGGUCAACGACUCAGGGAAGAUAUCGUGGACAAAUUCUUCUUUGCCGGUGUUGUUCUGUCAUUCCUAGAUCACAUUACUGACGAAGAACUUACUCGCGUUUUGUUACUUUUGGAACAAUUAGACGAUUUUAACUGAACUGUUUAAUUUAUUCCGAUUUUAAUCAUGAUUUAUAUAUUUCAGUGUUUUGUCUCUUUUUUCUUUUUUUUUUUAUUAUCAGUUAAUGGAUUAUUUUUGCAGAAGAAAUAAAAUAUUUUAAAG
Messenger RNA from Apis dorsata (giant honeybee), 1293 nucleotides. RefSeq lists its product as uncharacterized. The transcript has 2 exons. The record is from RefSeq and is a predicted model, not a curated record. NCBI's taxonomy places the organism in Eukaryota, Metazoa, Arthropoda, Insecta, Hymenoptera, Apidae. Bases 1 to 1170 code for a protein of 389 amino acids.